Hirundo rustica (Barn swallow) is the source of this 824-nucleotide messenger RNA. Its product is annotated as olfactory receptor 14A16-like. Gene Ontology annotation, biological process: G protein-coupled receptor signaling pathway. Gene Ontology annotation, cellular component: membrane. The annotation marks the transcript as partial. NCBI's taxonomy places the organism in Eukaryota, Metazoa, Chordata, Aves, Passeriformes, Hirundinidae. Gene Ontology annotation, molecular function: olfactory receptor activity; G protein-coupled receptor activity. The transcript has 3 exons. The record is from RefSeq and is a predicted model, not a curated record.
GUCCCCAGAUCCAGAGACAGCAAAUGUCCAACAGCAGCUCCAUCAGCCACUUCCUCCUGCUGCCAUUGGCACACACACGGCAGCUGCAGCUCCUGCACUUCUGCCUCUUCCUGGGCAUCUCCCUGGCUGCCCUCCUGGCCAACGGCCUCAUCAUCAGCACCGUAGCCUGCGGCCACCUCCUGCACACGCCCAUGUUCUUCUUCCUGCUCAACCUGGCCCUCACUGACCUGGGCUCCAUCUGCACCACUGUCCCCAAAGCCAUGCACAAUUCCCUCUGGGACACCAGGAACAUCUCUUACACAGGAUGUGCCACUCAAUUAUUUCUCCUUGUCUUCUUCCUUGGGUCAGAGCUUGCCCUGCUCACUGUCAUGUGCUACGACCGCUACAUGUCCAUCUGCAAACCCCUGCACUACGGGACCGGCAAUGCCCUGAGCCAGUUCUUCUGUGAAAUCCCACACAUCCUCAAACUCUCCUGCUCACACUCAAAAUUCAGGGAACUUGGGAUUCUUGUGGUUGGUACUUUUUUAGCAUUUGGCUGUUUUGUGUUCAUUGUUUUCUCAUAUGUGCAGAUCUUCAGGGCCGUGCUGAGGAUCCCCUCUGAGCAGGGACAGCGCAAAGCCUUUUCCACUUGCCUCCCUCACCUGGCCGUGGUCUCACUGUUUGUCAGCACUGGCAUGUUUGCCUACCUGAAGCCCCCCUCCAUUUCCUCCCCAUCCCUGGAUCUGGCACUGUCAGUUCUGUAUUCGGUGGUGCCUCCAGCCCUGAACCCCCUCAUCUAUAGCCUGAGGAACCACGAGCUCAAGGCUGCAGUUAUCCGGAUGUUC